Hemibagrus wyckioides is the source of this 2833-nucleotide messenger RNA. RefSeq names its product histone deacetylase 10 (gene hdac10). Lineage: Eukaryota; Metazoa; Chordata; Actinopteri; Siluriformes; Bagridae. Gene Ontology annotation, biological process: chromatin organization. The transcript has 20 exons. The record is from RefSeq and is a predicted model, not a curated record. Gene Ontology annotation, cellular component: histone deacetylase complex. Gene Ontology annotation, molecular function: histone deacetylase activity. The coding region runs from base 250 to 2265 and encodes 671 amino acids.
CACCAGUUUCCCUAAAUCAGUCAUGUGGAUGUGUGCCUAUGAGAAUCCUCAGCCAUCUUUGGUCACGUGUUCAUGGCAGAACGAAUCAAACACCGAUACUGUGUUUCGAAGUGUUUUGUUCUUCUGACACGGACAAGAGUGACGUCAGUAACAUAGUUAUCAAUUGUUUGUAAGUGAUCAACUUUUUCUUUGACUCCUUUCAGUCAUUCUUUACACUGUAGUAGCGCCACAGAAACCAGUUUUACUAUUAUGUCUGGAACUGGAUUGAUCUACGAUGAGGAAAUGACUCGGUACAAACUUCUCUGGACUGAUCCAGUUUGUAAGAUCGAGGUUCCUGAGCGGUUAACAGUCAGCUAUGAUGCGCUGAAGUGCAAGGGUUUGGACAGGAGAUGUGUUGGUGUUCCCACUCGCCAAGCCACUGAUGAGGAAAUCCUGCUGGUUCACAGUAAAGAAUAUCUUGAAGCUGUGAAACAAACCCCGUACAUGACCUUGGAGGAUCUGCUCACCUUCACUCAGCAGUAUGGUGAUGUUUAUUUUCAUCCCAAUAUCUACCACUGUGCUAAGCUGGCUGUUGGUGCGGCACUGCAGCUAGUGGAUAACGUUAUGACUGGAAACGUGAGGAACGGGAUUGCGCUUGUGAGGCCCCCUGGUCAUCACAGCCAGCGGAGUGAAGCCAGUGGUUUCUGUGUGUUCAACAAUGUGGCCAUAGCUACCCUCUAUGCCAAGAAACACUACAACCUCAACAGGGUGUUAAUUGUGGAUUGGGAUAUUCAUCAUGGACAGGGAGUGCAGUACUGCUUUGAAGAGGAUUCCAGUGUACUGUAUUUCUCAUGGCAUCGCUAUGAGCACCAACGUUUCUGGCCCAACCUUGCUGUGUCUGACUACGACAGGGUGGGGAAGGGCAAAGGAUCUGGCUUUAACAUCAACCUGCCUUGGAAUAAGGUGGGAAUGUCCAACAGUGACUACCUCGCAGCUUUUUUCCAUAUUCUCCUGCCCAUCGCAUAUGAGUUUGAUCCUGAGCUGGUGUUUGUCUGUGCAGGGUUUGAUUCUGCCAUCGGAGAUCCAGAGGGUCACAUGUCUGCUUCUCCAGAGAUUUUUGGCCACCUUACCCACCUGCUGAUGUCUCUGGCUGGGGGCAGGUUGUGUGUUGUCUUGGAGGCAGGAUACAACCUGACGUCUCUUGCGCAGUCAGUUUGUCAGACUGUCCAAACUCUGCUUGGAGAUCCCACACCAGUGCUGAAUGAUGUUGGUCCACCGUGUCACAGUGCUCUGGAGUCUAUUCAUAAUGUUCGAGCUGCUCACCAGAGGAAGUGGGGCUGUCUCAAACACAUGGUCAGCCCUGUCUUGGAGCCAAGCACCAAGCGCUGCAGAGUGGAGGAGAAAGAUGAACAGCAGGAAGAGGAGACGAAUGAACAUCUUGUCUGGCCUGAACCUUUACCUAGAGAUGCACCUCCUGUGCACACGGCUGCACUGAUCCCUAAAGAACUGGAGGACUCGCUACCAGAGGCUUGUCAGCGCCUGGCUGAAAAAUCACCAAAGUACAUUGAGGAGGCAGAGAAAAUCAGGAAUAAACACUUUCAGGACGUGACUGAUGAGAAGUCCUUACAGUGCAUCCAGGAUGUUAUUUCACUUUUGGAGAAAGUUAAGAACAAAGAGGUUCGGAACGGCUUGGUCACAGUGCCUGAUGUGUUUAUAUCUCUGAAAUGUGCUGUGGAACAUGCCAAAAACUCACUGUCUGAGCGGAUUUUGUUGCUGUUUGUGGGGGAUGAUGACGUUCCAGUGGACACUACAGAUGGGUCAGUGCUUUUGGUGCAGAUCUGCAGAAAAGAGCCUGAAGGAGUGAAGUCUCUCUAUCAUGUGCCUGUGUGUCUCAACAAGGAUGUGUUCUCCAGUGCAAGUGUCAUGGCCGCAGUGUUGGGUCUGCUCCUGCCCUUAGCAUAUGAGUUCAAUCCAGGCCUAGUACUGCAGGUCGUGGAAGAGGGCAGUGGUGGGUUGGAGGUGCGUGUGUGGGCACAGCUCACCAGCCUGCUGCAGGGAGUAGCACAGGGCACAACACUCGCUCUGCUCAAGGGCUGUGAUAGAGACAUGGUGAAGGCUACAGGAGCCUCUCUUUCUGGGGCUUCUGCUCCAUCGCUCGGACCUCUGGAUCCUCCGCCGCCUGAGGAUGUGGAGGUUAUAGAGGCACAGAGGCAGAGAUUACAGCAACGAUGGGGUCUGCUCUUGAACACUGUUUCAGGAAGUGGCACAGACAGUCAGAACAGAUGAAGACUCCUCCUGCGGCCAUAUGUGAACUUCACCAGUAUCACUUCUAUAAGGAAAAGAAUAGAAGUCACCCAGUUAAUGCAGAGUGACAGAGUUGCUGUAUUUGUACUAAAUUGUUGUAUUUAGUGCUGGGUGCUCUGGGUGUGAACUGGCUUUAAAUGUGAGAGAAUGUAUGUUGUUGUUGUUAUUAAAACACACUAAUAUGUAUAGAUUUGACAGAUGAUGAAAUCCCCGAUUGCCACUUAAUGAAAAAUGUGAAGUAUGUCCUGAUUUAUUAAAAGAAAAUGUUUAAUAAAAGAAACCCCUGCCACUGUGAACAAUUACUUCAUUAAAUAUACUGAUUUAAAUCCUUAGAUUCUUAAACUGGGUCAAAAUUGACACAUUAAAUCUUUGACAGUGUUAAAUUCUAGUGGGAAAAAUGUCAUGUUCCAACUUGAAAAUGUAUUUCACACAUUAGGUUCAAGUCAUUUAAACAUCUGAGAAACUGUUUAAUAAAAAUAUUAAUCAGAAAUGCUAUUUUAUUUCCUAUCAUGUGACAUACACUGAUUUUGUCAAAAUAUCUGUCAUUUAA